GAUUUCGAGUUCAACCGGGACGAAUCUCCUCUUAAUUUCGAGUUCAGAAUUUUAGUCUCCCCACACAGACACCAACACUCACGCUCGAACUUCUCUAAUCUUCUUCUGUAUGACAUUUUCUCCUUUUUCUCUCAUUUUUCCCCACCUACAUUUAUGAUCGAUCGGCAUGCCAUGAGCUCCCUCAGAUUAAAGGAAAAUGAAUAGGCCCAUCAUGCUCGUUAAGUGACAAUUAUUUUUGGGAAUAACCAACGAUUGAGCGUGGACUGUAACUUUCGAUGCCGAUGUCGGCCUGAAUAAAUAGGUUUUGUCGUUGUGAAGUAGAGGGAGGGUGGACAGCUGAAAAGAAACACCUCAUGAUGAAAGCAGGGCGGGCUUUAUCUACAAUGGACUCGCAGCCCAAAAGAAAAAGCCCGGCCCUUCUAGUCUAACGAAAGCUUUCCAUUUCCGCCGUUGGAAUGUUGGGAGCCCGCAUUGACGGAAACUUUGGCAGCGAAGAGGACGACCCUGAGGAAGGCGUAUCAGAAGCGAGGCUCUGUUUCCCCUGAUUCUACCUCCUAACCUAAUCUACUCGAGAUUUUAAUUUCACUUCAAUAAAAUAGCCCGUCAUGUAAUAAUACCAGUUUCAAUCCACUUGUUUUAUCAUUUUAAUUCUUACUCCUGGUGUGAUGGUUUGAUUUCCAUAGUGGGUGUCAGUUCUAGGUCUUUUGGGGACCCUUCGCCUAUGUUACAGUUCGGAGAAUUUACCAAUUCGCCCUUUUGACUGAAGAAGAAGUCCAGGGUAACGUUACAUGUCUUGUUAGGUAUUGUGGAGAAAUUUUGUUCAAGACCUCCCAUUACGAAGAAUAUUUGUGAAUUAGGAUGAGUCUUGCGACAGAUUCUCCAGUACAUUCAUCUAGCAGUGAUGAUUUUAUUGCAUACCUUGAUUCUGCAUUAGAUGCAAGCUCUCCAGAUGCUACCCAAGAAGUUGAGAAUCAAGAUGAGUCUGAAACUGUCAGAAUUAAAAGGCGUAAAGUUGAAAGCAUAGAGGAGACUCAGGGGUCUACUUCACAAGGGCUUGUAGAGGAGAGCUUAGAGGAAACUGUGAAGGAAGAUGUAUGUGCUCAUCCUGGUUCAUUUGGAGAUAUGUGUAUACGUUGUGGGCAAAAGUUGGAUGGGGAAUCUGGUGUGACAUUUGGGUACAUACACAAGGGAUUGAGGCUUCAUAAUGAAGAAAUAUCUAGAUUGCGUGAUACGGACAUGAAGAAUUUAUUACGUCAUAAAAAGCUCUACUUGGUUCUUGAUCUGGAUCACACACUGCUGAAUUCUACUCAACUUGUUGAUUUGAAUUCAGAAGAGGUGUAUUUACUGAACCAGACAGAUUCUCUAGCAGAUGUGGCUAAAGGCAACCUCUUCAAGUUGGAUUAUAUGCAUAUGAUGACCAAGUUGAGGCCCUUUGUCCGCACGUUUCUCAAAGAAGUGAGUGAAAUGUUUGAAAUGUACAUAUAUACCAUGGGCGAUCGGUCCUAUGCAUUAGAGAUGGCUAAGCUGCUUGAUCCAAAGGGGGAAUACUUCCAUUCUAAGGUGAUUUCUCGGGACGAUGGCACUCAAAAGCAUCAGAAGGGUCUUGAUAUUGUGCUGGGGCAAGAAAGUGCUGUUCUCAUUCUUGAUGAUACAGAAAAUGCAUGGAUGAAGCAUAAAGAUAAUGUGAUACUGAUGGAAAGAUACCAUUUUUUCGCUUCAAGUUGCCGGCAAUUUGGUUUCAAUUGUCAAUCUCUUGCUGAGUCAAAGAGCGACGAAUGUGAAUCUGAUGGGGCACUCUCAAGAAUUCUAAGCGUUCUCAAACAAGUUCAUCACACAUUCUUUGACGAACUUAAAGAUGAUCUUACUGAAAGAGAUGUGAGGCAGGUACUGCGAGCUCUUAAAAGUGAAGUCUUGAAGGGAUGCGUGCUUGUAUUCAGCCGUAUAGUUCAUGCUAUGUUACCAACACUCCGGAAGAUGGCAGAACAGAUGGGGGCCACAUGUUUGACGGAAGUGGAUCCCACUGUGACACAUGUAGUGGCAACCGAUGCGGGGACAGAGAAGGCACGAUGGGCAGUGAAGGAGAAGAAGUUUCUAGUUCAUCCCAGAUGGAUUGAGGCUGCAAAUUACUUUUGGCAGAAGCAGCCUGAAGUUAACUUCUCUCCCAAGAAAAAAUAGUAGUGACCUUUUUAUUGUAUUAAGCUAUUCUUUUCUCGUAGCUUACUUAGAUGUUAAGAGUAACCCGUUUUGAUCCCAUAUUUCAUCAUGGCUAACCACUAAUUGUUAACAUUUAUUAGGUCCACGGAUGCAAUCAUUGAUGCAUAAUAGUGUUGUGAAUUGAGUCAAUGUAAUAUUUUCUCAAUGUUUAGUUGCAUGGUGAUCAAUUAUGCUUGAUUUUACAA
Messenger RNA from Prosopis cineraria, 2399 nucleotides. Its product is annotated as RNA polymerase II C-terminal domain phosphatase-like 4. The transcript has 11 exons. Gene Ontology annotation, cellular component: nucleus. Gene Ontology annotation, molecular function: RNA polymerase II CTD heptapeptide repeat phosphatase activity. The record is from RefSeq and is a predicted model, not a curated record. The coding region runs from base 859 to 2175 and encodes 438 amino acids. NCBI's taxonomy places the organism in Eukaryota, Viridiplantae, Streptophyta, Magnoliopsida, Fabales, Fabaceae.